This is a messenger RNA of Drosophila hydei, 2118 nucleotides long. RefSeq names its product nuclear distribution protein nudE homolog (gene nudE). Gene Ontology annotation, cellular component: kinesin complex; kinetochore; centrosome. The record is from RefSeq and is a predicted model, not a curated record. Gene Ontology annotation, biological process: vesicle transport along microtubule; chromosome segregation; cell migration. The coding region runs from base 944 to 2110 and encodes 388 amino acids. Lineage: Eukaryota; Metazoa; Arthropoda; Insecta; Diptera; Drosophilidae. The transcript is spliced from 7 exons. Gene Ontology annotation, molecular function: microtubule binding.
AUUAGCGGUCAAACUUUAAAAUGGAUAAAAGUAAAGAAAAUUAAUCGUCUAAAAAAGAUGUUAAGGAACCUGAUUACAGCACUUCAAAAGUUAAUAAUGGUUACGAAAGUUUUAGUGAUUAAAAAGCAGAAAUGAUAAAUCUAAGGCUGCUACGCAAACGCCGCCAACGCCAAUUUACGCAAAACUUCUUUUAAUGCGUUACCUCCAAGAAUUGUUGGUGACCGGGAAACAGCUUAACACUUCAAGUUCAAGACGCGAAGUGAUUUUAAAGGUUCCGCAAUUUAUUGACGAUGCCACAGAUAUCAAUUAUGUCUUUUAUAUGUUCAGUGAUAGCAGUAAUGAUACAACAAACAGAUCCAUUGUAUUUCCUGGUUGAUCUUUGACUAAAUCUGAUAUAACUGUCAAGAGAACAAUACGCAAACGUAAAACUCGAAGGAAAUUAAUCUGUUACAAAGCUAUGUAGGCAAAUCGUAAAAAUAAAUAUAAAAUAUGUAAAAUAAGUAAAAAAAAAACUAUUGCAUUUAAAUUCAACUGAAAUAUUGUAGUGCAAAUGAACAGGGCUGACCGCAACCGACGCUUUGCAACACUGGAUCAGGGUUACAGGUUGGUUUGUGCAUUUUGGAGUAGUGGUAAUUUUUUACAGGCAUAACUAUUUAUAUGCGGUUUUUAUGUAAAUAAACCAAAGCAUACGUAGUCAAAUUAUUCGCAAAGUCAACGCGUUCAGAUCAAUGACUUAACAUCAACAACUGUGUUUUGGCAUUAUAAAAAAAAGAAAAAUUAAAUCUGAAGUGAAGUGCCACAAAACAAAAGCAACAGACCAAUUAUAAUCGAAUUUGCUACAUAGAAAAUAGGCAAAAUAGAUAAAGCCAAUAAGCAACGAACGAACGAACAUUUCUAACCCUGCUUGACCACCGACUAGUAAACAACAUAAAGAGCAUAGGAUAUGGAGGCCACACCAAUAUUUAACAGCGUCGAAGACGAGUGCAGAUACUGGAAAGAGCGGUCAAAACAGUACCACAAAGAGUGGACAGACGUCAAACAGGAGUACGAUGAGUAUGUUGAACAGUCGAGAGAAAUGGAAGCUGAAAUGGACGCCACUCUGGAGCAAAAACAGAGUAUAAUCAAAGAUCUCAGAGCCAAGCUUAAUAUGUUAGAGAAAGAAAACGAUUCACUCAAGCUCAAGCUGGACUCACAUGGCAUUGAAAUGUCAAAUCUAGAUAAACAGCUGGAAACAGUCAAGAAGGAACGCGAUUCCAUGAAAGAAUACCUGCGGCAAUUAGAGCAGAAAAACGAUGAUCUGGAGCGUGCACAUCGUAUACUCAAUGAGAGCAUAGUAGACUUUGAGAAGAUGUUGGACAAAGCCUAUGAAAAGAAUGCACUCCUCGAGAUGGAGGUGGACGAGAAGGAGGUACUGCAAGAGAAGUUACAGCGACUAAUGGACGAGACUCGCGAUCUCAAACAAGAGCUCAAUGUGAAGUCGCGCUAUACGCCAGCGAAUGGCACAACAACAACAGUGUCAUCAGCAGCUGGUAACAGCUCGAUGAACUCCUCAGCAUCGCUGCCCAAUGGUAUUGUGGCCAAUGGUGAUAUACUGCUGCAACAUGACAAUGCCGCCACGAAGGCGACUAGUAUGAGUGUGAAUGCUCUAAAUGGCAGUUUAAAUAAUAGAAACGAAUAUAAUCAACAGCAACAUUCGCUUAAAAAUCCCGAGAACCUUAUCAAUGGCAAUGCUAUGAAUGCCAGCUCCCGCACCACGGCGCUCAACAUUGUGGCCGACAUGUUAAGAAAACUGAACUUGGACAAGGCCUUGUUAUGUCCUGAAUGUCAAAAGUUUCGUUGCAUUUGUGAACGUGCUGCACUGUCGCCAGGCAGCGAAACAAGUCUAUUUCGCCGAGCCUUUGUCAGCACGAGCAGCUCUAGUGGCUGCAGCUCCACUUUGGCGACGCCCAGCAGCGAAUGCAGCGGCAGCGGCAGCUGGACGGAGUGCAAUGCUACCCGGCGAGCCAGUUUGGCUAGCCUGCAAUUUGGCACGAACAUAUUUAAGCGCUUUGCUGAACGCAUGCGCAGCAUACAGGACUCUGAGCGUAUGCCAGGGCCACCUGAGCUGUGAUACAUAUA